Messenger RNA from Gregarina niphandrodes, 966 nucleotides. RefSeq names its product putative retrotransposon, Ty3-gypsy protein. The coding region runs from base 1 to 966 and encodes 321 amino acids. Lineage: Eukaryota; Apicomplexa; Conoidasida; Eugregarinorida; Gregarinidae. The record is from RefSeq and is a predicted model, not a curated record. The transcript is spliced from 2 exons.
AUGGAGGUCACAAAUAGUCAUGAGCGGCGGAUGUGCGUCGACUACAGCUCCCUCAACGACGUCACUGUCCCGGAUACUUUCCCGCUGCCCAUCAUCGAAGAUCUUCACGACCAGCUAGGCGAAGUGGAACACGUGAUCACCCUCGACAUCAAGGCCGGCUUCCACCAAAUCAAAAUCAAGGAGGAAUACAAACCGAAGACCGCCUUCGCCACCCCUACCGGACUAUACCAAUUACGCGUCAUGCCCUUCGGACUUAUCAACGCUCCAGCCACGUUCCAACGGAUGACGACCAAACUCCUCGAAGAUCGUCUAGAGAGUGGGUGUCUCGUCUACAUUGACGAUAUCGUAAUCUACGGUAGCUCGUGGCCGUCACUCAACUUCGAAUGGGUACUCCUGAAACUGCGCGACCACGAAGUAUUUCUCAACAUCCGCAAAAGUCACUUCGGCCUGUCCGAGUUCGAAUACUUGGGCGUCACCAUCCGAGACGGGAAGGUCUACCCUUUCAAAAAGUCCAUCGCCACCAACCAACGCCUCUCUCCCCCGGAAGACGUCAAUGGCGUUCGACGCCUCCUAGGCCUGGUCGGAACUGUGGAAGAAUUCGUCUGGUCCGACGAAUGCCAACGGAAGUUCGAGGACAUCAAACAUCUACUCACUGCAUCCCAACCGUCACUGUGUCUGCUGCGCUCCGGACUGCCUUUCUGCCUGGACACCGACGCGUCCACAUACGCCAUCGCCGGCGUACUGCAGCAAAGAGAAGGCGAUACCACUCACGUCCUCCAAGUCGCCUCGAAGAAACUCACCGCCGCCGAAGCAAAGUGGCCCAUCUAUGAACUGGAAGCACACGCCAUCGUGUGGUCCAUCUUCCGCUUUGCCCACUACCUCAGAGGGAAGGAAUUCAUCGUCCGCACUGACCACCAAAGCCUCAAAUGGCUCUGGAACACGGCGAAACCGCGCAUCGCACGUUGA